Messenger RNA from Megalops cyprinoides (Indo-Pacific tarpon), 2248 nucleotides. RefSeq names its product complement component C1q receptor. The coding region runs from base 218 to 1990 and encodes 590 amino acids. The record is from RefSeq and is a predicted model, not a curated record. Gene Ontology annotation, molecular function: calcium ion binding. Lineage: Eukaryota; Metazoa; Chordata; Actinopteri; Elopiformes; Megalopidae. The transcript has a single exon.
CAAGCGUUAAACAUUGUUCCAGUUUAAAGCUGAUAAAAAAACAGGAUGCAGUGGUUUGAAUGUGAUAUUCAAAUUCUCAACAGCCUUACUUGGGAAUAUUUGUAGCAGGCGCAUUUGCCAUUCGGUUCACAGUAAGAGAUUCAGACAAAAAAAAAAAAUACAAGUUUUAAAGUAGGCUAUUUAUGAACAGGGUGAGUGGACGCAGUUUACAGUGAACAUGUUAUUUUUACUUCUCCUUUUGCAACCUCUGUACGGGAUUCAUGGAACAGAGUCGGAACCAGCAGAAACCGUGUGCACGACCAGCGCGUGUUAUACUUUACACACAGAGAUACUAACGUUUGAAGAGGCACGGAAGAAUUGUGAAGAUAACGGAGGCAAACUGGCAACCAUGCGAGACAGAACAGAGGCUGAAGAGGUUAACUCGGUGCUGUCUAGGUUUGGUGAUGGACAACACGGCUUUAAAUUUUGGAUUGGCCUGAGACUGCUCAAAGGGACCUGCACUGUUGCUGACACGAAUCUGCGAGGUUUUAAGUGGAUAUCUGGAAGGCAGGACACCGAGUAUUCCAGCUGGGAAAAUGAACCCAAAAGCACCUGCACUGAAGAACGUUGCGUUUCCGUCAACGAUACUUCGUUUACACGGGAGUCAGGUAACCUACGAUGGACCGACCGAUCAUGCAAAGAUAUGGCCGGAUUCAUGUGCAAAUUUUAUUUCAAGGGGAUGUGCAAACGUCUACUUUUGGCAGGACAAGGACAAGUGAAAUACACAACUCCUUUUGUCAGAAGUCCCUUAAGUGACAGCAAUGACUUAACAAUGUUACCUCACGGAACUUCCGCAGAAGUGUCGUGCAGUGGUAGUACGCAUUAUUCCCUCUGUAAGGAAAUGCAGGGAUUUUUCGGUUGGACUUACUCUGGUCUGUUUUGCGACUCCAGCAAACUGGGCUGUAAAUAUGAAAAUGGAGGUUGCGAUCAGAUUUGCUUGGACAGUGACAGCGGAGGCGUUCGCUGUCAAUGUAAAGAGGGCUACGUGCUCGGAGAGGAUAAAGUUACCUGCGUCCAAAGAGAUUAUUGCCAAAAUUCUCCAUGCAAAUUUAAAUGCGUUUCAGGCUUGGAUGGAUAUACCUGCAUUUGCCCCGAGGGAUUCCAUCUUGCCGAGGACCAAACUAGUUGUAUUGAUAUUGACGAAUGUUCACAGGUGCCAUCUGCCUGUGAUGACCACACGUGCGUUAACAACCAAGGAAGUUACAGUUGCCAUUGCAAAAAAGGUUACAAAUUGACUAAUGGGAUAUGUCAAGACAUUGAUGAAUGUGCCGACUCUCCCUGUCCCCAGCGUUGUUUGAACUCACCGGGAUCGUUCUCCUGCUUCUGUUUAGCCGGCUACCGGACGUCAGAAGACGGGCGAAGUUGUGUGGAUCUUGACGAAUGUGUAGAGUAUCGGUGCGAGCAUACCUGCACUAACACGCUGGGAAGUUUUAAAUGUACUUGUACAGAGAACUUCAGACUAGCGGCAGAUGGCAUCUCUUGCAUCCCAGAUUCGACGGAGGACACCGAUGCUCCGCACAGAAUCCAUGAAAACUUUGGACCGAAAACAGAUGAACAAUUUGUCACUCCAGAGGCCACGACCAAUUCAGCCACAACAAAUCUGUUAGAUACUACUUUUAUGAGCACUAUUUUAGAAGAACCAACAACCAUUGCAUACGAAGACGCAUCCAGUGAUACCACCAUGGCAUCUGAUUCUAAUCCUCAGAAUGACCGAACAGAUGAAACGAACAACCACGUGCGCCAAGUUCAUUUCGGCGAAACGUGGAUCUUAGCUUCUGUUCUGGCUUCAGCCGCUGUUUUGGUGCUUGUGAUUGCUGUAGUUUGUGCCGUCGUGAUUUGUCGUCAGAAGCGCUUUAGAAAAGACACAAAAAAACAAAGCUCGACGGCAGACAGUUACUGCUGGGUGUCGUCCGGCAACGUUCAAACAGAAAAGACGGAGGAACAGACAUGACAUAAUAUAAUACAUCAAUUUGCAUGUUUGGCUGAACUUUUUUUGGAAACAAUGAAGUGUCUUAAAUGAACCAUCAUGAGAAUCUAAAAAAAAUCAAACCAAUGAAAUGGAGGGCGUUUUAAUUUGAAAGAAAACGUAUACGUAGUACACAGCUUCAGUGACAUAAUGCUAACAUUUUCUUAGCAUGAAUGUUUGCAUUGGCAACUUUGCUGUCUGGUUGAAUCAUGUAUUAUUCAAAUUUUAUGAUACCGCAUUAUG